Aspergillus heteromorphus CBS 117.55 is the source of this 1500-nucleotide messenger RNA. RefSeq names its product UbiD family decarboxylase. Gene Ontology annotation, biological process: ferulate metabolic process; cinnamic acid catabolic process. Gene Ontology annotation, molecular function: carboxy-lyase activity. NCBI's taxonomy places the organism in Eukaryota, Fungi, Ascomycota, Eurotiomycetes, Eurotiales, Aspergillaceae. Gene Ontology annotation, cellular component: cytoplasm. The record is from RefSeq and is a predicted model, not a curated record. The coding region runs from base 1 to 1500 and encodes 499 amino acids. The transcript is spliced from 3 exons.
AUGUGCUUCCGCGCUUAUGUGGAAGCACUUCGGCAGGAUGACGACCUGGUUGAAAUCAAUGAUGAGAUUGAUCCCUACCUCGAAGCUGGCGCAAUUAUCCGCAAGGUAUGCGAGACGGACAAUAAGGCCCCCCUGUUCAACAAGCUCAAGGGGGCCGAGAAAGGUCUCUUCCGGAUCCUAGGAGCUCCUAACUCAUUGCGAGCGGACCCCAAAACUCGCUAUGGCCGUCUCGCUCGUCAUUUGGCAUUGCCCCCCACCGCGAGUCUGAAGCAGAUUCUAGACUUGAUGGAUUCGGGAGCCCAUAAGAAACCCAUCCCGCCCAAUAUCAUCACCGACCCCCAGGAGGCGCUUUGCCAGACUAAUAUUCUGCACGAGGGAGAAUUUGACCUAACCAAGCUUCCUGUCCCAUUUCUGCACCAGGCUGAUGGCGGGAAUUAUAUCCAGACCUAUGGGAUGCAUGUGAUCACAUCCCCCGACGGGUCCUGGACUAACUGGUCGAUUGCUCGCGCGAUGGUUCAUGAUAAGAAUCAUCUGACAGGACUGGUGAUCGAACCCCAGCAUAUCUGGCAGAUGCAGCAGAAGUGGAAGGCCGUGGGAAAGGAUGUCCCCUGGUCUCUUUGUCUGGGCGCUCCUCCCGCCGCCAUCAUGGCGGCCAGUAUGCCCAUCCCGGAUGGGGUGACCGAGGCUGGGUACAUUGGAGCGUUCACUGGGAAUGCAAUUGAUGUGGUGAAAUGUAUAUCGAAUGAUCUCUAUGUGCCCGCCAAUGCAGAGAUCAUCCUGGAAGGCACGAUGUCCAUUACUGAAACGGGUCCGGAAGGGCCAUUCGGUGAGAUGCAUGGCUAUGUCUACCCCGGCGACACUCAACCCUGGCCCGUGUACACGGUCAACAAGAUCACCUAUCGCGAUGAUGCCAUCCUCCCUGUGUCAAACUGCGGUCGUCUGACCGAUGAAACACAAACCAUGAUCGGCCCUCUCGCCGCCGCACAGAUCCACCAAAUCUGCAAAGAUGCCGGUCUCCCCGUCAAGGAAGCGAUGUCUCCGUUCGAAUCCCAAGUGACAUGGGUCGUUCUCCAAAUCGACACGAUCGCGCUCGCCAAACUAAAGACCAACUCGGCCGACUUCAGCAAGAAAAUUGGGGAUUUGAUCUUCAAGCAGAAGGCCGGGUUCACCAUCCACCGUCUGGUCCUGGUGGGUGACGACAUUGACAUAUACGAUUGGAAAGAUGUCAUCUGGGCCUUCUGCACGCGCGUCCGCCCCGGGAUGGACGAAUAUCUCUACGAGGAUGUUCCAGGGUUUCCCCUGAUCCCUUAUAUGUCUCAUGGAAACGGUCCCCCGAAUAAGGGUGGCAAGAUCGUGUCCGAUGCGUUGAUGCCUGAAGAGUAUAAGACCGGGAUUCCUGGAUGGCAGGCUGCGGAUUUCAAGAACUCGUACCCGCAAGCGAUUCAGGAUAAGGUCAAUGCGAACUGGACUCAGUAUGGGUUCCGGCCUGAUCCUAAUUAG